Schizophyllum commune H4-8 is the source of this 1486-nucleotide messenger RNA. RefSeq names its product RNA-binding domain-containing protein. The coding region runs from base 460 to 1182 and encodes 240 amino acids. NCBI's taxonomy places the organism in Eukaryota, Fungi, Basidiomycota, Agaricomycetes, Agaricales, Schizophyllaceae. The record is from RefSeq and is a predicted model, not a curated record. Gene Ontology annotation, molecular function: RNA binding. Gene Ontology annotation, biological process: positive regulation of mRNA splicing, via spliceosome. The transcript is spliced from 5 exons. Gene Ontology annotation, cellular component: spliceosomal complex.
GAGCAACCAGCAAACCAGCAAAAUGGAAGACGGUACGUUCUCGCCAUCCGCCACGACGGCAACGCGUACCUCGUCGUCGACGACGCCAGCGACGCGCUCUUUCUCUUCCCGUACCCGCCAGCCGCUCCUCGUCAGGCCUGCGUCAGCUCAAGGCUGACCACCUCUCGACUACCGACCACCCUUUCCCGGUGCUCCCCUUCGUAUACGAGCUCUCAGACGGCAUGCGACGCGUCCAGCCACGGUCGGCCAGUUCCAACCCUCGCGCAUGUCUUUCGGCUCUUUUUUCGCGUCGGCAUACAUACCCUCCUCGCCCAGUCCCCCAACCGUCCGGUCCUCUUACAACCAUGUCCGACGCAACCCCCGCCUUUCGCUGCUCCCAACGCUACUGCAUAUCCAUCUUAAGCCCCGGCUUCCGUCACAGGCAUCAGCAUUCCGGCGAACGAGAGCAACGGCGCUCCCAUGACGGGCGUCGACGACUAUGGCAGGCGCUCGCCCGUUCGCGACAAUGGUCCCCGUCGGUCGAGCAGGAGCCGUAGCCCAGGAGCACGAGGGGAUGAUCGUGACCGUGGUGAACGCGACCAAGGAGGUCGUGGCGACGGGCGCACUAACCCCGGUAACAACCUCCACGUCUCUGGCCUUAGCCACAAGAUAGACACUCGCGACCUUGAGGCCGCUUUCAAGGAAUUCGGCCGUGUCCAGAAGGCAUCUGUCAUGUACGACCCUCACACUCGCGAGUCUCGUGGCUUCGGCUUCGUGACCAUGGAGAGCCCAGAGGAAGCUGAGGCUGCCGUCAAUGGCCUCAAUGGCACCGAGUUGCAGGGCAAGAUCAUUCGCGUCGAGAAGGCUCGUCGCGGCCGUGCUCGCACACCAACACCGGGCCGCUACUAUGGCCCGCCCAAGCGCUUUGACUCGGAGCGUCCAUAUGACCCCAGGCCGUACGAUAACCGUUACCGUGAUGACCGCGGUCAUGGUGGCCGCGGCGGUGGGCGCGACCGCUACGACGAGCCCCGUCGGGACUAUGACCGGGGAGGCUACCGCGACUACGACCGCGGCAGCUACCGCGACUAUGACCGCGGUGGUGACCGCCCGAGCUACGGCGGUGGCGGUCGUGGUGACCGCGAGUACGACAGCAGGCGCUACGACGACCGCCGCGCUGCUCCCGCUGCUGAGCCUCGGUACUAAGUUAUGUGUAAGUCAACGCGAUGGAUGGGUGCCACAUGUACGGUCUCUUCGCCGUACAUGUAGUCCCCUCCCCGCAUAUAUGGUCCCCAAUCCGCACAUAUGGACUGUCUUUUCUGCGGUAUUCUGGCUAUGUGAUGUGUUCUGUCUUGGCUGGGUCCGGUGUGUGCGGUGGUACUUUGAAGAAAAGGCUCUCGAGAACGGCUUGUGCGAGGACUCGCUAUAUACGUUAUGUUGACCUGCCCCGUGCGCCUGUACGCUGUAUACUUGUAGGGUAGGUCCUUAAAUAUGCAGGUCACUUCCUGUC